Messenger RNA from Ostrea edulis (European flat oyster), 1900 nucleotides. Its product is annotated as myoglobin-like. The transcript is spliced from 4 exons. The record is from RefSeq and is a predicted model, not a curated record. NCBI's taxonomy places the organism in Eukaryota, Metazoa, Mollusca, Bivalvia, Ostreida, Ostreidae. Gene Ontology annotation, molecular function: heme binding; oxygen binding. The coding region runs from base 887 to 1492 and encodes 201 amino acids.
GCUUAUAGAAAAUCUAGGAGCGUGUGGUUAAGAAUUUGUUUGGUGGAUGCUGUAUGCAGGCUCGCACUUUCUGUACCUGUCUAUAUGCAUUUACACCUGGCGUCGAUCAUUUAAUGAGAUCGCUCAGAUUUGGAAUCCUUGAUGUUUGACGUUGAACGUAUCUACUUAGGGUGAUAUAAAACAUUUGAUUAAAUGUUACAUACAAUAAAGCGGAAUGAGCAGACGAGAUGUGAAUAAAUGAAGAGAUUUUAAUGAAAACGCGUGUUUACAGUCUCGGCUAGUUAGCAGCCCUUUGCAAUUGAUAAGUCAUUCGAAAAUGAUCGAUCAGGGUGAUCGCAGAAAUGAUGUUGAAGUGUCUGGAACUUGAAGAUAUUGUCAAGAACACUGUAAGAUGGCUAAUUACCAGGGAUACGCUAUAUCACAUAUUCCACAACCUGGGCAAGAGGUUAAGUAAACAUGCCCCGUGCGUUUCUGAUUGGAAUACAUACAAAGAGAUAGUCAGAUUAUUAAUUUCAUGGUAAAAUGUUGGGUCACAAAUAUGUGUAAUAUAUAUAACAAAUACAGGUUUUCAACGUAGGCGGUACAUGUCCAAUUGCAAGUUAAACGUAAAUAUGAUCGAUAGAAGGUUAGGGCAGAGCUAACUCCACGAGUUUCCGGGCUGAAAGAACCCCGCAUACAAACAUAAAGCAGGUGUGAGCCCGAUGUUUACAUUGAAGACUUCAUAAUCGUGAGAAAGCAAUGUUUUAUUCUGGACAUUAAACCCCAGCGUACAAGAGACAAAGCAGAAUAAAUGAUUAUGUCAACAGUCUUCAUUGCCUAGCAGUUUCUGUACGGAGAUUAUUGAUCAUCCCGUGUACUACGUCACUGAAUUGAGAGAAAUAUAAUUAUGGGAUGUAGACUAUCGUCGACAGAGGGCGAUGAAACCACGAAGGCUGGAUCGCUGACGAACAUCGAUGAAAUCAUGGCGGAUGCGCUUCCCGACCCAGCGCCCCCCGCACCAACAGAUUCACGACUUCCGCUCGAUGCAAGACAGGUGUUCAAACUAAAAAAAUCAUGGAAAGGAAUUAAAAGAUGCAUGGCAGAUACAGGAGUGGAAAUGUUUAUCAGGAUGUUCAGGGCUAAUACAGAUAUACGGAACAUGUUUGAACGCUUUCGACAUCUUAAAUCAGAGGAUGAUAUCCGUGUUAGUGAACUUGUGGAGAAACAUGCUAUCUCUGUGAUGGGAACUCUAGAUGAACUUAUAUCCAACAUUGACAAUGUGGACUAUGUGUUAGAUGUUCUCAAAGCCACGGGUCAAAGUCACCAAAAAUUUCCUGGAUUUCGAGCAGAACUUAUAUGGGAGAUGGAGAAGCCAUUCUUGGAAUCCGUGAAAAUCACUCUAGGAGAUCGUUAUAGUGACAAUAUGGAUACAAUAUAUAGAAUAACAAUCAAGUUCGUCUUGGAUAGUUUAAUCAAAUCAAGUACAGCUCCUGCCAACAACUCGGUCUCGUGAGAACCACGUGUAUGUCCAUAGCAUGUGUGGUUUACUGAACUAUGAACAUUUGGCGGGUAUUUGCGUGACUACACGACGUUUGGAAAACGAUGAGGUGAUUGUGGAUGAUGACAUCUGUUGUGGGAUAAUCACAUGAGUCCGGGAAUCGUUUUCUUUACUCCCUUCUACAUAAUUGUAGAAAUGAGUCGUCUCCUGCGAUUUAGCUGCUGAACAUUUGGAAAUGUGUGUUGUGUUUGGUUCUCUUUAUUAUGCCUUGUAACUUGUUUUAAAAUGUACAUGUACUAGUAUUAAGUACUCGUUUGACAUAGUGUCAAAGUGUGCCGUUAGUUCAUUUGUCAAAUCAAACUUACCAUGUUUUUAUUUUUAAAAACGUAUCACUUAUGUCUAAUAAAAUAUUGAAAUAUUUAU